Messenger RNA from Mytilus trossulus (common blue mussel), 559 nucleotides. RefSeq lists its product as uncharacterized. The record is from RefSeq and is a predicted model, not a curated record. The transcript has 2 exons. Lineage: Eukaryota; Metazoa; Mollusca; Bivalvia; Mytilida; Mytilidae. Gene Ontology annotation, molecular function: protein binding. Bases 86 to 463 code for a protein of 125 amino acids.
UACAAAGCAAUAUUUCCAACUAAUUCGAGGACAAGAACAGUUCUCUAAGGUUUCAUUAUCAUCUUCAUCUGACUAGCAAAGUAAAAUGGGAGCAGGAUUUUCAAAAGAUGAUGAAGAGGACAGGACUGGUGCUUUAUUUCAGGCAAUAAGGAGAGAUCGGUUUCAACAGGCAACAGAUCUAAUUUCAAAAGGUGCAGGGGUAAACUGUAUGAACAACUUUGGUAACACCCCAUUAAUACAUACAUGUCGAAACAACCGCACAUCAACCAGGACAGGGAGAGCAGUGGAAUCGGACCGAGAGCGUUUUGUGUCAUUUCUUAUCAGUAAUGAUUGUGAUAUGAGUAAAUAUGACAUAUAUGGAUGGACCGCUCUUAUGUAUGCCGAGAAGAAUGGCCAUGAUAACAUAAUUGAUAUUUUAGAGAAAAAGGAUAUGUGUAGUGACGAUACAGAAACUAUGGAGUAAGAAGCAGUUUUCCAAUGGAGAAGUGCUAUUUAAAACUGAAAGACGGAUGAGAUACAAGCACUGUUUUCAUAAUAAAUAUUCAAUCAUUGAAGACAA